GAAGAAGACGAGAAAGACGACCGAAUCGGGGACCCGAUAGACCAGGCCGUAAUGGCUUUCUGCAUCCGGUCGCUCCAGCAGAAGGUUGCCGUCCAAUUAUUCGAUAACCCGCUCCUACACUUUACAUGCGUACUCGGGAUCAGCGGUGGCCGGAAGAGCUACGCCUGGCGGCCGGCCACCGAAUACACAACCCAGAUAGCAGGGCUUGUCUGGUGCGCGCGUCUCCUCCUGCUAGAGCAUAUAUUCGGAGCCGAGGAAUGUAGCGAGGAUAUCGGUCCGGAAGCUAUCGAGUACUUUCUGGCGCAGCACCGCGACUGGCUCGCCGAUGGCUCGUUCUCGCCCUUUAGCGCGAUGAUCCGGAUGAUGGCAUACGGGAAGGGCUUCCGCAAGAAGGAGGGCGGCACGCCACGACUUAUGUGGGAGGACAGCAAGGAGGCACUACGAUAUCUUGGCCAGCGCAUCCCGCUCAACGACUUUCGGGUUAUGGCGGCUAGCAUUAGUACGGAUGCCGAGGAGCUUCUAGAUCAGCUUAUGUUCGGAGAGUGGGUUCCGCUUAGCCAGAUCGUCGUGCUCCGACGGAUCACGGACAGCCUCAGCUUCGAGGGACCCGGGGCGUCAUUUGCUACGCAUGAGAAGAACAGCUGGCUCGAGCCCGGCUUCCGCAAGCUCGUCGGUCCAGGUAUUGCUCAGCUCUGGGACGACGAAGUAGGAAACUUCCGUAUGGCUCAGGUCCAGCAGUGGCUCAACCAGCUCCAGUCAUUCCGCCAGGCUCUACUCGUCAGUACCCACACGUGGGGAGGUCAGCCCGGCAGAGGGCCAGAGAUCAUGACGAUCCGGCACUGCGACACGCAGGAUAUGCUCCGGAAUGUCUUUGUGUUCGACGGCCAGGUAAUGCUAGUUACAGACCGCGACAAGGCCAAGGCUAUCCGCGGAAUCGGCCGCAAGGUUGCACGGUUCUUACCAGAGACGGUUGGCCGACUAAUGGUUGCCUAUAUCCUAUGGAUCCUA
This is a messenger RNA of Microdochium trichocladiopsis, 1008 nucleotides long. RefSeq lists its product as uncharacterized. The transcript has a single exon. The annotation marks the transcript as partial. NCBI's taxonomy places the organism in Eukaryota, Fungi, Ascomycota, Sordariomycetes, Xylariales, Microdochiaceae. The record is from RefSeq and is a predicted model, not a curated record.